Messenger RNA from Trypanosoma theileri, 1014 nucleotides. RefSeq lists its product as uncharacterized. NCBI's taxonomy places the organism in Eukaryota, Euglenozoa, Kinetoplastea, Trypanosomatida, Trypanosomatidae. The record is from RefSeq and is a predicted model, not a curated record. The transcript has a single exon. Bases 1 to 1014 code for a protein of 337 amino acids.
AUGAUGAUGCGACCCGUUGUCUGUUUGCUGGUUUUUCUGCUGAGUGUUGCAUCUGUAUGCGUGGAAGCUAACUCGGAACCUGGACUUGAACCUGCUACUCCGGAUUGCAAUCCUGUUCCUUGUCCACAAGAAGCAACAAAACCAGUUUCUCUAAGUACUUCAUCUCCUCCUCAACCUGCUGCUAAAGGUGCUGCAUGUUCUGGUGAGGAAAGUGGUGAUACUAGUGAUACUUGUCAUGAAGGUGCUGCUGAUGAUCUACAUGAUGAUGGUGAUCGUGAGUGCACUUCUGGUGCUGAUGCUUCUAAAUGUGUGAAAGGAGGUCAUACAGGACCAGAGUGUCACCCAGGUGAUGAGGGUGGAAAAAAUGAAACGAAUUGCAAACGAAAACCCUCGAAAGAAUUAAAUCAAGAAUCUGAUGGUGCUGGUGUUUGCACUACUGAUAAUCCUAAAGAUGGUAAAUGUGCCGGAGACACCAAAGAUCCUCUUGCUAACGCAACUAAAGAACCAAAAGAGGGUGAUCCUGGGAAAGAAAAACAGCUUGCUCCUCCCAAAAACCCUGAAGAAAAGGAACCUGAAUCUCACGUUCAUGAUAGAGCUGGUGCUCCUGCUGGUCCUACUGGUGAUGUUGAUAUUCCAGCACCUGCCGAAUCUGUUAAACCUGGAGGCAGUGAUGUUCCAUCUCCGUCUGGUGGUCCGACUGCGACUGAAGGUCAAACUGAAAACAGCGACAAGGCGGCAGGUGAAACUCCACCAAAUGAGGUGAGUGCAGCAGAACAGCCUUCUACUAACAGAACAGAGACGGAGAGUGCUACUGGUGGUUCUGAUGUGGGAAAUGCAAACACAACACCCAGUGAGGAAUCAACCACCACCACUACAACAACAACAACACUUCCUCCUGAACUCACAAACAACAAGAAGGGUGAUGCAGACAGCAGCAGCAGUAUCAGCAGUUCUGUGUGGGUGCGUGUACCACUACUGAUUGUGUUUACACUGACCUGUAUUCUUGUGUGCUGA